AUGUCAUCGUACCUCGAAGCCUUCAGCAAAUGGCUUAAGCUCAAGAUCUACCAGCUCGAGGUCACGCUCAGCGUGUACAUCUUUACGCCGAUUGAGAAGUUUAUCUUUUACUCGGUCCUCUUCCUCAUCGUCAGCCUAACCUUCAUCGCCACCGUGCUCUACCUGCCGCAGCACGUGCAGUUCGUGCUCAGCCGCGCAUGGUUCUACAUGAACGGCGACGCGCCGCAGGAAUCGGCGGCGGCGGCGGCGGCGGCGGCAGUGCAGCACAUCGUGGCCAAGUCUGCUGCCGUCGUGACGGAUACGGUUCAGGCGGUGGCGGCGGCGACGGGGGGGAUUGUUCGGGAGCUGUGA
Lasiosphaeria miniovina is the source of this 351-nucleotide messenger RNA. RefSeq lists its product as uncharacterized. Bases 1 to 351 code for a protein of 116 amino acids. The transcript has 2 exons. Lineage: Eukaryota; Fungi; Ascomycota; Sordariomycetes; Sordariales; Lasiosphaeriaceae. The record is from RefSeq and is a predicted model, not a curated record.